AUGGAGGGACAGAACGGCAGCAGCAGCAUCUGCUCCCGGCCGCACGGCACCGUGACGGCCGGCCAGAAGAAGAAGAAGAAGGAGGAGGAGAAGAGCGAGAAGGAGAAAAUCCCCGACAGAGUGACUCUGAAGAAGGAGAUCGGGCUGCUGAGCGCGUGCACCAUCAUCAUAGGGAACAUCAUCGGCUCAGGGAUCUUCAUCUCUCCAAAGGGGGUCCUGGAGCACUCGGGCUCGGUGGGCUUGGCGUUGGUGGUGUGGGUUCUGGGGGGCUGCAUCGCCGCCUUGGGCUCCCUCUGCUACGCCGAGCUGGGCGUCACCAUCCCCAAAUCUGGAGGAGACUACUCCUACGUCACAGAGAUCUUCGGCGGUCUGAUGGGGUUCCUCCUGUUGUGGAGCGCCGUCCUCAUCAUGUACCCGACCACGCUGGCCGUCAUCGCCCUAACCUUCUCCAGCUACGUCCUGCAGCCCGUCUUCCCCAACUGCGUUCCCCCGUACAUGGCGACUCGAAUGCUGUCCGCCACCUGUCUCCUGCUGCUGACCUGGGUGAACUGCUCCAGCGUCCGCAUGGCGACCAGGAUCCAGGACGUGUUCACGGUGGGGAAGCUGAUGGCGCUGGGCCUCAUCAUCGUGGUCGGCCUGGUCCAGAUCUGCAACGGGAACUACGAGGCGCUGACCCCCCAGGUGGCCUUCUCCAUGGACAGGACUCCGACGGUGGGCCAGAUCGCCCUGGCCUUCCUGCAGGCCUCCUUCGCCUUCAGCGGCUGGAACUUCCUCAACUACGUCACGGAGGAAGUGGUUGAACCCAGGCGGAAUCUACCUCUUGCCAUCUACAUCUCCAUCCCUCUGGUGACCUUCGUGUACACGCUCACCAACAUCGCCUACUUCUCCUCCAUGUCGCCCGAGGAGCUGCUGUCCUCCAACGCCGUGGCUGUAACCUUUGGAGAGAAGCUGCUGGGGAUGUUCUCCGUCGUCAUGCCGAUCUCCGUGGCUCUGUCCACCUUCGGAGGAAUCAACGGCUACCUGUUCACCUCCUCCAGGCUGUGUUUCUCUGGAGCCCGAGAGGGUCACCUGCCCAGCCUGCUGGCCAUGAUCCACUACAAGAACUGCACCCCCAUCCCUGCCCUGCUGGUCUGCUGCUCGGCCACCAUCGUCAUCCUCUGCAUCGGAGAGACGCACAACCUGAUCAACUACGUCUCCUUCAUCAACUACCUGUCGUACGGCGUCACCAUCGCAGGCCUGCUGUACUACCGCUGGAGGAAACCCAACCUGUACCGACCCAUCAAGGUGAACCUGCUGGUUCCGGUCUGCUACCUGAUGUUCUGGGCCCUGCUGCUGGGUUUCAGUCUUUACUCAGAGCCCGUGGUCUGUGGCGUGGGUCUGGUCAUCAUGCUCACCGGCGUCCCCGUCUACUUCCUGGGCAUCCACUGGAAAGAAAAACCAAAGUGCAUCUACAACUUCAUCGAGAGGGCGACGUACGUGGGCCAGAGGUUGUGUUUCGUGGUCUUUCCCCAGUUUGACCCCAUCGAGAUCGCCAGUCCUUCAUAAUGGACUGACCCCUCAUGGGGCAGGGGGUCUGCCACUUCUUUUAAACUUUCUCUCAGAAUACGUGAAGAUCGUCUUGUUUUUACUCCGUCCAGACACUCCUUCGUGGGUCGGGAGCUUCCCGUCUGACCUUUGACCCUCUGAGACUCUGUUCCCCCCCCCCAAAACAGUCAAGUGGGAACGCCUGUUUGCUGCUUGACCUUUUUAUUUUCCUUCGUGUUAUUUCUACUAAGUCGUCCUAAGGCCGACAGGGUCACGCUGUUGAAGAUGACUUUCGUUCCCGUUUUACACCCUUUUUGUUUCUUGUUUCUGUUACGCGACAGAACGCCGACCGAUGGCGAACGUUGACGCUGGAUUAUCGAGUCUAAAGGUCUUUUCACACCAGGUCCCAAACAAAUCUAUAGUCCUGAAAACAGAAAGGGGAAAAAAGUCUAAAAUUCUGAACUUUAAAUUUAAGGCCUCAAUACGCCUUAAAACGGCCAGAUUUUCAUCCGAGGUUCAUCCAUAUAUGUGUGUGUAUGUGUGUGUGUAUGUAUGUAUGUAUGUAUGUAUGUGUGUGUGUGUGUGUGUGUGUGUGGGUGUUGUUGUUGUGUGUGUGUGGUGGGUGUGUGUGUGUGUGUGUGUGUGUGUGUGUGGUGUGUGUGUGUGUAUGUAUGUCUGUGUGUGUGUUGUGUUUUGUGUA
Messenger RNA from Etheostoma spectabile (orangethroat darter), 2224 nucleotides. RefSeq names its product solute carrier family 7 member 10b (gene slc7a10b). NCBI's taxonomy places the organism in Eukaryota, Metazoa, Chordata, Actinopteri, Perciformes, Percidae. Gene Ontology annotation, biological process: D-serine transmembrane transport; D-alanine transmembrane transport. The record is from RefSeq and is a predicted model, not a curated record. The transcript is spliced from 11 exons. Gene Ontology annotation, cellular component: membrane. Bases 1 to 1545 code for a protein of 514 amino acids. Gene Ontology annotation, molecular function: neutral L-amino acid transmembrane transporter activity; L-amino acid transmembrane transporter activity.